Cyprinodon tularosa is the source of this 943-nucleotide messenger RNA. It is a transcript of the gene cdca5, whose product is annotated as cell division cycle associated 5. The record is from RefSeq and is a predicted model, not a curated record. The transcript has a single exon. Bases 115 to 903 code for a protein of 262 amino acids. NCBI's taxonomy places the organism in Eukaryota, Metazoa, Chordata, Actinopteri, Cyprinodontiformes, Cyprinodontidae.
AUCAGCAGGUCUCCGCGUCUAAAGGCGGGUAAUUUUAAAACCAGGCUGCUGUGUUUGUUUCGGCGGCCGCAGAUCUGAGCAGAUUACCGAGAAAAGAAGCGGGAUUUUACCGGGAUGAGCGAAGGGACGCCCCGCACCGCCAUGGCGGAGGCCAACCACCUCCAAGCCUCCCGGCGGAGAACUUCUCCUCGGUUUGGUUCCGCAGGAGCUCCGAGGGAAAGAAGCGCCAAGAUGGCGCCUGGAGAGAAGCGCUCCAUCACUGUGAGGAAGAUCGCUCCCAGGAAAACCACCGCUCUGUCCGACAGCAACAAGGAAAACACCCCGAAGAACCACCGGGAGACCACGGUCACCACCCCGAAGUCUGGACCGGACCGUCUGACCUCCUCAGCCGGGAAGAGGAACCAGCGGCAGGCCGCCGCACCUUCACCCAUCCGCGGUUCCUCCUCUACCGGGAAGAGGAGGCAGCAGCAGGCCGCCGCCCCCUCACCCAUCCUGGCCUCCUCUCCUCCGGCCUCCUCCCAGCCUCCGGAUCUCCAGGACUCGGUCUGGACGCAGAAGGUCCGCCGCUCCUACAGCAGGAUCAGCGACUCCUCGCUCCACAGCCCCGGGAACAGGGAGGAUCUGUUCGGCUUCGAGAGGCUCCACACCCCGGAGGUGGUCCGGAGCCGGGUGGAGCAUUCCAGGGGCGCUCUGGAGGUUUCUGGGUCACUGGUGUCUAUGCUGGAGGCCGAUGAAUGCUGCCCCGAACCGGACCCCAACAUUCCCGGGGUGGCGGUGGUGAAGGAGAAGAGGAGCAGGAGGAGGAGAGUCCAGCCGAUCGACUCCCAGCAGGUGGAGGUUCUGGUGGCUCAGAUGAACGCAGAGUUCCAGGAGGCGGAGGAGUUCGAGCUGGUGGUGGAGUGACCCGUGGGCCCAGGACGGAGAGACCCACCGGGACUACAGA